UUAGUACAGGGAGGGGAAAAAGGAAGUUCUAACCUCCCGAUUGUCUUGUCUUUUGUGUGAGUGAGUGUGUGUUGGUUGAAGCGGCAGGGUCGAUAUGCUUUGAAGGCAACAAUACAAACUUAGUAUACCCUGGGAAGCUGGUCGAUUUUUCCCAAAGGAAAAGUGUACUGCCUUCUCCUUUUUCUUUUUCUUUUUUUAAAUCCCCUCUUGUCUGAGUGGAAGUAAACAGACCGUCAGCAUGUUCAUUUCCUAAGUGAGUCUAAAGCAGCAGCAGCAGCAAGCGGGAGAGAGAAAAGAAGCAACUUUUACUUUACUGGGCUGUGGUGAUUUGAUUCUUGGUUGAGGACAGGACAAGAAGCGUGUGUGUGUGUGUGUGAAUGUGCAAAUGGAAAAGCGCAGAUUUUGGAAAAUUUCAUGGAGUAAGUGAAAAGAGUUUUUACUGCAACAUCUAAAAUAAACUAUUUAAGAAAAAAAAAGAGCAGUUCUUCAGCCGCACGCUUUCAGCCCAUACUCAAUUGGCUUUUUGAAACUGCAGAUCCUUUGAGACAGAGAGAGAAGCAAAAAAAAACAACAACAAAAAAAAAACCCGUAUUUGUAACGAAAACACAUUGCAUCCAGGGAAGGUUGACAGAAUAAAGCUCUUGUGGAGCUAAGCUGCCCUGAAAUAUACAAGCAAAAAUAUCCAGCAGCACUCCUGUUUGCAUAAACGUAAUUGCUAAGAGAAAAUAUUUCCAACUUUUUUAAAAAAAAAUUUUGACUUUCUGAUUUGUUUGCUUGCUCUAAAAAAGCUUUUUUUUCAACCCUCCCCCCACCUAAAAGAUAAAAUUACUAGAUCUAAAAAUAAAGCAGUGGUUAAAAGCUCCCCCCACCCCUUCCCACUUCUCUCUCUCUUACUGUGUGUUUGCCUUUGACAAAGAAAUUAUUUGAACUUCCCUCUGCCUCAUAAAAAGGAAGCAGAAUAGCAGUUUUGACAUAUGGAUGUGAUUUUUCUGCUCUGAGACAGAUGCACACACAAAACAAACAGCACCAGGAACUGCUGCUCUGACUGAACUGGGUGUUGGUGCUCCCUUCACAUGGACUUUUUCCCUACAUUUCUGAAACUGCAAAGAUUUCCAGCCAUGAGAAAGCGAAGCAAAGGACUGGGGUUUCUUGUCAUGUGCCUCUCUGGCUAAAACUGUGGAAACAAACAAGCAAAUAAAAAAACCCUGGGAAGUCAAGAAAAAGAAAAGAAAAAAAAUCAUCUACAACUGGAUCAUUGGAAGAUCCUUCGUCCUUCUACUUCCCUUAGAGAUCGUGGAUGCUGCAAUAAGUCUCUUGGAUAUGGGAUCAUAUUUGGUUUAUCACAGCCUGGGUUUGAUCCUCUGCUGCUCGGUGUUGAGUUCUGUCUAUGCUCUGAUGGGAAACAGCGCACCGGGCAUCGGUAAACAUGGCCAACAGCCAUUCAGCAUCCUGGAGGUUUGUUAUUCCUUGUGGCAGGCAGAAAUCAGUCUUCUCCUAGGUCCAGGAGACCUUGCUGUGGAUGCUGACGAUGUCAUCACCAAAGAGGAGCAGAUCUUCCUGCUGGUAAAAGCCAAGUCCAAGUGCGAGCGACACCUGAAAGUCAAGGUGCACGAUGGUUUCUGUCUGCCCGAGUGGGACGGCAUUGGCUGCUGGCCCGAAGGCAUGCCGGGCAAAGUGGUGGCCAUGCCGUGUCCUGAAUACAUCUAUGACUUCAAUCACAAAGGCCACGCCUAUCGGCGGUGUGACGUGAAUGGGAGCUGGGAGCUGGUGCCAGGCAACAACCGCACCUGGGCAAAUUACAGUGAAUGCGCCAAGUUCCUCACCAAUGAAACCAGGGAGACGGAGGUCUUUUAUCGCCUCUAUUUGAUUUAUACUGUUGGAUACUCCAUCUCUCUGGGAUCCCUGACAGUUGCUGUCCUUAUCCUGGGAUACUUCAGGCGUUUACACUGCACAAGGAACUACAUCCACAUGCACCUGUUUGUCUCCUUCAUGCUGAGAGCAGUCAGCAUCUUUGUGAAGGAUGCGGUCCUGUACUCUGGGUCAGCUCUGGAGGAGAUGGAGCAUCUGUCUGAAGAAGAUCUCAUGUCCAUCACCGAGGCCCCCCCAGCGGAUAAGUCGCAGUUUAUGGGCUGUAAGGUAGUCGUCACCUUCUUCCUCUACUUCCUGGCGACCAAUUACUACUGGAUCCUGGUGGAAGGGCUCUAUCUCCACAGCCUCAUCUUCAUGGCCUUUUUCUCUGAGAAGAAGUAUCUUUGGGGCUUCACGCUGUUUGGCUGGGGACUCCCUGCUGUAAUUGUCACAGUGUGGGCCAGCGUGAGGGCCAAUCUAGCGGACACAGAGUGUUGGGACUUGAGUGCCAGCAAUUUACAAUGGAUUUUUCAGGUGCCCCUCCUGGUAGCUAUUGUGGUAAAUUUUAUUCUUUUUAUCAAUAUUAUCCGAGUCCUAGCAACCAAGCUACGGGAGACAAACGCAGGGAGGUGUGAUACGAGACAACAGUACAGAAAGCUGCUGAAAUCUACCCUUGUCCUUAUGCCUCUGUUUGGAGUUCACUAUAUAGUUUUCAUGGCUUUGCCAUAUACAGAGGUGUCAGGGAUUCUUUGGCAAGUUCAAAUGCACUAUGAAAUGCUGUUCAACUCUUUCCAGGGAUUCUUGGUUGCCAUCAUAUACUGUUUUUGCAAUGGAGAGGUUCAAGCCGAAAUAAAGAAGUCAUGGAGCAGGUGGACUUUAGCCCUUGACUUUAAAAGGAAAGCACGAAGUGGGAGCACGACAUAUAGUUAUGGACCCAUGGUCUCCCAUACCAGCAUAACUAAUGUAACCACCAGAGGGGCACUUGCCCUACAUCUCAAUACAAGACUUGUUCCGGGUGCCCUCAACGGACACCGAAAUUUGCCAGGCUAUGUCAAAAAUGGCUCAAUUUCCGAAAACUCCAUGCCUUCUUCUGGGCCAGAGCAGUACAACAAAGAAGAGGAGUACCUGAAUGGCUCUGGACUUUAUGAUGGAGACAGACCCAUGGUACUUGUUGAAGAAGAAAGAGAGACAGUGAUGUAAAGAGACAAGAAGAAGA
Molecule: messenger RNA, 3064 nt
Organism: Dermochelys coriacea (leatherback sea turtle)
Lineage: Eukaryota; Metazoa; Chordata; Testudines; Dermochelyidae
Gene: PTH1R
Product: parathyroid hormone 1 receptor
Exons: 14
Coding region: 1321-3048 (575 amino acids)
Biological process (GO): cell surface receptor signaling pathway; intracellular calcium ion homeostasis; adenylate cyclase-activating G protein-coupled receptor signaling pathway
Cellular component (GO): plasma membrane
Molecular function (GO): parathyroid hormone receptor activity; G protein-coupled peptide receptor activity; peptide hormone binding
Source: RefSeq, a predicted model, not a curated record